AUGCCCAACACCUGGACAGAAGGAAGCACAAACUGCAAAGAAGAAAGUAAAAACAAGACAAUGGAAACCAAUGAGACUGACCUGACCCCCUAAACUUGGAUUCAACUCAAAAGAACAACAGCAUUUGUAUUUUUGGAACUGGGGACUUUGGCCGAUCACUUGGAUUUAAAUUGAUACAGAGUGGCUUCCAUGUGAUAUUUGGGAGCCGAAACCCUGCAAGGGUUAAUUUGCUUCCCAAGGGGAUGGAAGUGCUCGGCCAUGCUGAGGCGGCACAAAAAUGCCCACUGAUCAUUUUGGCCGUACAGCGGGACCAUUAUAGUCCUUUUCUCAGGGAACUUGAAGAUGUUUUAGAUGGAAAAGUCCUAGUGGAUGUCAGUAAUAACCUGAAGAUAAACCAGUACCCAGAAUCCAAUGCGGAAUAUCUUGCCCAGCUGUUACCAAGAGCUAAAGUCAUAAAAGCAUUUAACACGGUUUCAGCAUGGUCUCUGCAGUCUGGAACCCUGGAUGCCAGCAGUCAGGUUUUUGUGUGCUCAGAUGACAACACAGCCAAACAGAGGGUAAUGGACAUUGUGCGGGCCAUUGGGUUGACACCACAAGAUAAAGGGUCGUUACUGGCAGCUAAAGAAAUAGAGAAUUACCCCCUCCAGCUUUUCCCUAUGUGGAGACUCCCAAUUUACCUAUGCGCAGGACUAACCGUGCUUGUGUUUCUAUACUGUGUCAUAAAUGACGUUGUCCACUCUGCGGUUGUCCUUGGAAAAGAUAUCUCCUUCCGACUGGCCAUCUCAAUACCGAACAAGGUCUUCCCCAUCGUCUCUCUCAUGCUGCUGGCCUUGAUCUACCUUCCAGGAGUGUUUGCUGCCAUCAUUCAACUGUAUCGUGGCACAAAGUACAGCCGCUUCCCCAAUUGGCUGGACCGUUGGAUGUUGUGUAGGAAGCAGCUGGGGUUGGUUGCCCUGUCCUAUGCCUUUCUCCAUGCCAUUUACACUCUGGUGAUUCCAAUUCGAUAUUAUGUAAGGCACAGGAUAGCUACCAACACCAUUGCACAGGUCAAGAAUAAUGAAACCAGCCCCUUCUCAACAGUCAUGGCCUGGCGGUCAGACUCAUACAUAGCCCUGGGAAUUCUGGGAUUUUUCUUCUAUGUACUUCUGGGAAUAACGUCAUUGCCGUCUGUUAGUAACGCUGUCAACUGGAGAGAAUUCCGCUUUGUCCAGUCUAAGCUCGGCUACCUCACCCUGGUGCUGUGCACAGGACACGCAUUUGUCUUUGGCUGGAACAGGUUCCUGAAUGUGGCUAACUUCAAAUGGUAUAUGCCCCCUGCCUACACGCUGUCUCUGGUCAUCCCCUGUAUCGUGCUGAUCCUCAAAUUCAUUCUCAUAAUCCCGUGUAUUGAUAAACGGAUUACCAAAAUACGGCAAGGAUGGGAAAGAAGCUCCACAGCUCAAGAAGAUAAGAAGUUUAAAAAUGGCCAUGUCACUAUAUAA
Molecule: messenger RNA, 1481 nt
Organism: Staurois parvus
Lineage: Eukaryota; Metazoa; Chordata; Amphibia; Anura; Ranidae
Source: the annotation of a GenBank genome assembly